AUGGGGUUUCCAACAGACGUUAUGUUGCCAACGGUUUUUAUGCAGUUUCUUUCAGUAUUAGCUUCCAUCAGAAAACUCCUUACUCUCUUUUUCUGUUAUUUCGGUUUCGAAUCCGACUUUUCCUUUCCUGAAACUUCACCUGAACCCCGGCUGCUCAUCAGAGAAAUCCUUCCGGCGGUGAAAUUCUCGGAGCUGGAGCUAGCGGUUGUGGAAUGCUCACAGGAUGGCUGUGCCGUCUGCCUUUACGAGUUCAAGGCGGAAGACGAGAUCCAACGGCUCACAAACUGCCGUCACAUCUUCCAUAAAAACUGCCUCGACCGUUGGAUGGGAUACUAUCAUACGACAUGUCCUUUGUGCCGCACAACUUUCCUACCUCAUCACAUGCAAGAUACAUGA
Vicia villosa (hairy vetch) is the source of this 396-nucleotide messenger RNA. Its product is annotated as brassinosteroid-responsive RING protein 1-like. Gene Ontology annotation, molecular function: ubiquitin protein ligase activity. The coding region runs from base 1 to 396 and encodes 131 amino acids. Gene Ontology annotation, biological process: protein ubiquitination. The transcript has a single exon. Lineage: Eukaryota; Viridiplantae; Streptophyta; Magnoliopsida; Fabales; Fabaceae. The record is from RefSeq and is a predicted model, not a curated record.